Molecule: messenger RNA, 1312 nt
Organism: Neocloeon triangulifer
Lineage: Eukaryota; Metazoa; Arthropoda; Insecta; Ephemeroptera; Baetidae
Product: allatostatin-A receptor-like
Exons: 8
Coding region: 1-1230 (409 amino acids)
Biological process (GO): G protein-coupled receptor signaling pathway
Cellular component (GO): membrane
Molecular function (GO): neuropeptide Y receptor activity
Source: RefSeq, a predicted model, not a curated record
AUGAAGGAGAGAUUCAAGUUUCUUCCUCUGCUGCUGGUCGUUUUCGCGCGACCUUCGCACCAGCAGCUCAGCCCUGAGCUGCUUGCCAAGUGGAACAUGACCCUGAACGACACGCUUCUCCUUUUGAAAAAUCUCGAGUUCCCGCCGCUUGAGAUUUUCGACUCGAUGGUCGCCCAAGGGGUGCUCAUCGGUCUCUACUCGGUCACUGGAGUGGCCGCUCUUUUGCUCAACGCGUUGCAAAUUUACAUCCUGCUCACCGGCCAAAGGUCGUCUGUGGGAGCUCUCCGCCCGUAUUUGAUCAACGUUUCUUGCGCAGACAUGCUGAUGGCCAUAUUCUCAAUUCCGUUCACGUACACGCAUUUCAUGCUCGGCCGUUGGAUUUUCCCGCCCUCCUGGUGUCCUGUGGUCCUCUACAUGCAGCAAGUGUCGGUGGUGGUUUCCGUGUACACGCUGGUCGCGAUGGGCUUUGACCGCUACAGGGCCAUAGUGCACCCCAUGCGACUGCAGAUCGGUCGCAAAAGAGCCCGUCGGUGCAUUUUCUCCAUCUGGACGCUCACUCUGGCCGCCUCGGCGCACAUUUUCUGGAUCACCAAGGCUGUUCCUUUCCGUUACAAUAGGCAGAAGUUGUAUGACUGCGCCGAGCAGUGGGACCCGCAGUCGAAAAUUUCACAAGUCUACACUUUCGUCGUAUUCGGGGCCACGUUUGGGUUGCCUCUCGCUUUGCUUCUUUGGGCUUAUUCAGUGACUUCCUGGACUUUGUGGUUUAGCCACAAAGCACCAAGAGUGCAGAUAGCUAAUGAGAACGAUUCAAACAGAAUGAAGAACAGAGUCAAGGUUUUCAAGAUCUCGGUGGCGAUUGUAGUCAGUUUUGUGGUUUGCUGGCUGCCGUUGCAAACCUUUGUCCUCUUGUACUAUUCCCUACCGGAAUUCCGGGUCUACCUCUCCGACUUCCACAAAAAUGUGUACGGCAUUGCCUACUUCUGCUGCCACUACCUGGCCUGCGUCAACAGUUGCAUCAACCCGCUGCUCUACUGCUUUAUGAACAAAAAUUUCAGGGAAGAUCUGGCCGACUUGUGUUACUCCAGAAUUUUGUGCCGCAGUCGAGUUGAGAGAAGGAGUUCAACUUCUCGAAAGUUUUCUGCCUCUCGGAAAAAUUCCAACAACUCACGGGUGCGUUUCAGCGCUCGCUCGUCUUCUUCAAAUGUACGAUUCGACUCGACGGUUGUGUGAAGAAAUAAAAUUUUUAUUCAUUAAUGUUGAUAUAUAUAUUUAAUUUAUUAUUGUUCAAUAAAAUAACACUUGUAAACACGUG